AUGCCUGGAAUUUUACCCAUGAAAGUGAUUAAGGUCGGAGGCACCGGAGUGCAAAGCAGGAUCGCCCAGGCCUGUGACCGAUGCCGAAGCAAAAAAAUCCGGUGCGAUGGCGUACGACCAUGCUGUACACAAUGCGCCCAUGUCGGAUUCGAAUGCAAAACGAGUGACAAGUUGAGCCGCCGCGCCUUCCCUCGAGGAUAUACCGAAUCUCUAGAGGAGAGAGUGCGGGCUCUAGAAUCAGAAGUGAAAGAUUUAAAGAAUCUGCUGGACGAGAAAGACGAGAAGAUCGACGUUUUGUCGCGGAUACACUCUUUCUCGCCAUCGCAACGCGCGGCCCCCAUUCGAUCUCCCUCCACAUCCGCAACCACGAACCCCAGCUCAGAUGAAUCGGAAGGCGUCAUUCAUGUUAAAAAAUUACCCUCUCAAUCUCCUAUUCAGUCUUCCGAUAACCCUUACACUGCGCUAUCCAGUACCCAGGGAUUUUCCGGAGUUCUCACCGAUAAUAUUACGAGCCAAGGAAAAUCAGCUACGAAACUUGCAACUAAUGAGCUGACCAAAUUGUCGCCUCCCGUGUCUCGGGGCAUGCUUAACCAACCUAUCAGGACACCACCUCGUUUGGUGUCAGACCAACUUAUCAAUAUCUUCUUCCAAGAAUGGGCGCCUUUGUACCCGGUGGUGCAUCGCCCAACCAUUUUGAAGGCUUAUGAACAGUACCUUAAUGGUUCUGACUCAUUGAAAAACGACAUUCAUAUGAUGGCUCAGUUGAAUUUGAUCUUCGGCAUCGCGGCACUUUCAUCGAGCUCAAGGACUAACCAAGAUCCUGCCUUUUUUGAGGAGAAUUGGUCCAAUCCCCUAGAUUCGUUCUCCAGUGAUACGUCAAUGAAAAGUCUACAGUGCUUCGUUCUCGCUCAAGUUUACUGCAUGACCAAAGCCGAUUAUCGCAGUUUGUUGCGCUACCGCGCUCUUGCUGUGGAUCUUUGUCACCAGCUGAGACUCAACCAGGAUAUUGCGCCAUCUAACCCGCUGGAAGGGGAGACCUGCAAGAAGGUCUUCUGGUGUCAGUAUGUGCUGGACCGAUUUUCGUCUGCUCUGACUGGAAUGCCUGUUCUCCUGCGCGAGUCUGAUAUUCAAGUCGAGUACCCUGUUGAUGUGGACGAUGAGUACGUCACCGAGACCGGCUUCUUGCCAACUCUUCCUGGCGAGUCCACCCGCCUUUCCAGUGCCCUCGCGCUCUUUGGUGUUUCCCGGAUCUUGAAUAAGGUGUUAGAAGACCUGUUCCCUUCAAAGGCUGGAUAUAACAUUUAUGUGUCCAAGAUGCGGGUUGUUACAGAGCAGUUGGAUGAAUGGCUGUCGACGUUGCCUCCUCACCUCCGCCUGGAGUUUUCCCAGGAUAAACCCAGUACAAAUGUGACUAGCAGCCGUUCGCCUCUUUUGUCUCUCGUGUACUUCUUCAUUCGUUCCCUGAUCCAUCGUCCUGCUGUGUGUUUCGCGAACGAGAACCUGCGCUCUCGCUCAAUUUUAGCAAUGUCUGAUUCUUCGAAGCAUCUCAUUCAAAUUUUGCAGCUUCUUGAUGAACGUCGACUUUGUCUCUCUUUCAGUCUUAACCGGAAGGAAUUGGUGUAUUUUGCUGGACUUGGACUCCUGUGGCAGACGACUGGCCUGAAACGCGAUAGCAAGCUGGCUAAGGAGAGCCACAAACUUCUUGCUACAGCGACACAGCAACUGGGAACAGAGUCGGCUGCUGCGGCAGCCGAGUUUGCCCAACUGGUCAAUACUCUUAUGCCUAUCGGCAAGCAGGCAAAUGAGAUGGCGGCUCCAAACAAGCCAUCUAAAUCCCCGAAGAAGCAGCUGCAGUCGCUGAAGACCCGUAUUUCAUCCAGCAUGGGUCGCGACCAAACCUCCAAGCAAGCCUCGCCUUCUCGCCGGAAUACCGUCUCCGGUGCUACUCCAGCCGGUGUCCAGUCUCUUCGCUCCCCCAGCUGGAACAGCCUGCCUCCUUCACAACCAGAUCAUUUGUCGAGCCCCCACUUCCAAAAUGGCAGACAUUCUUUGGAUCUUUCCUCGGAUCCUCAAAUGCUUUCAUCCGGAGGAUAUGAUUACACUCGAAAUAUGUCCAGCUCAACUCCUUCGGAUGCAAAUGGCGCUAUCACAAUGGCAGAUUGGGAGUAUGUCCUGAGUGAUAUGGAUCGCGGGUACUCAAACAUCUUCACUGGUAUCUAUGGUGGCAAAGAAUGUGGAGAAGACCCCGGACCGUUCGCAUCUAUCACGGCCGAGUACAGCCGAAAACCCAAUGACGGUACACUUGCGAUCCCUUCGCCGUCCGAUAUGGUCAAGCUAUCGCCCGAGUCGUGGUCUGCUAGUAGUGGCGACUUUGCGCCGCAACAGGAGCACACUGCACAGAGUGUUUUGAGUUACUCGGGUGAAAGCAUGAGUAGCGAGGACAAUCUACAGGCGUUUGCUGAAGGUCCGGGCCACCCGGAGGAUAUGAGUCUUUUUGACCCGUUUCAAGGUCUUUCGAUGCCACCAAAGGAAGACAUUGAUGAGUUGGCUCUAGUCAACGGUUGGGAUCGGCCACUGGUUGUUUGA
Molecule: messenger RNA, 2586 nt
Organism: Penicillium longicatenatum
Lineage: Eukaryota; Fungi; Ascomycota; Eurotiomycetes; Eurotiales; Aspergillaceae
Gene: facB
Product: C6 transcription factor FacB/Cat8
Exons: 4
Coding region: 1-2586 (861 amino acids)
Biological process (GO): regulation of DNA-templated transcription; DNA-templated transcription
Molecular function (GO): zinc ion binding; DNA binding; DNA-binding transcription factor activity, RNA polymerase II-specific
Source: RefSeq, a predicted model, not a curated record